Messenger RNA from Musca vetustissima, 1536 nucleotides. Its product is annotated as cytochrome P450 4d8-like. The transcript is spliced from 4 exons. The coding region runs from base 1 to 1536 and encodes 511 amino acids. Gene Ontology annotation, molecular function: oxidoreductase activity, acting on paired donors, with incorporation or reduction of molecular oxygen; iron ion binding; monooxygenase activity. The record is from RefSeq and is a predicted model, not a curated record. Lineage: Eukaryota; Metazoa; Arthropoda; Insecta; Diptera; Muscidae.
AUGGUUUUCUUCACGGUCGUUUUUAUUGUCCUAUUCGUAUGGGCAUUACGAAUUAAUAUCUCCACAAAAUAUCGUCGCAAACAUACAGAUCACAUUCCCGGGCCCUAUGUUGUUCCAAUUUUGGGUUGUGUGACCAAUGUAGCAACGGUUAUGCCUUCAAAGGCUAUGGAAAUAGCAUGUGAAUUUCAACGACUCUAUGGAAAUACAAUGAAAGGCUGGAUAUUGGAUCGUCUGUUUAUAGUGACGUCAGAUGUUGAAUUGGUCGAGCAACUUCUCGCUCAUCCCACCCAGAUUGGUAAAUCAAGUGUAUAUAACAUUCUAAAACCAUGGCUUAGAACUGGUCUCCUACUAAGCGAUUCAAGGAAAUGGCAUGCCCGCCGUAAAAUAAUAAGACCCACAUUCAGUUUUUCUAUAUUGGAACAGUUUUUAGAAGUUUUCGAUAGACAAUCUACGGUGUUGGUUAAUUGUUUAUUGGAGAAAGCCGAUGGUGUGUCAGCUUUUGAUAUUUUGCCUUAUAUUUGUCCAGCCACCUUGGAUAUAAUAACGGAAUCAGCAAUGGGUGUUAAUGUCCAUGCUCAGACAGAUAAAUCUAUGCCAUAUACAAUGGCUGUAAAAGAGUUGACCGAAUUGAUAGUGUGGCGUUGUAUACGAGGCUAUCUGCACCAUGAAACCAUAUUUUCAAUUUUAAGUCCACUGAAGAAAUUACGACAGACUAAACUCAUCAAAUUGAUGCACAAUUUUACAAGAAAUGUUAUCGAGGAACGACGAAAAUUACUGGAUAUGCAAUUAAAAUCCGAAAAAAAUACCGGACAAAAUGAUGAUCCCGAUGACAUUGGUGAAAAGAAACAUAUGGCUCUGCUGGAUGUCCUCUUGCUAGCAACAAUUGAUGGCCGACCAUUGUCAAUUGAUGAUAUAUGUGAGGAAGUGGACACAUUUUUGUAUGGGGGCCAUGAUACAAUAACGACUUCUCUAAGUUUUACUCUGUAUCUUGUCUCACGACAUCCUGAAGUACAAAAAAUGCUGCUAUCUGAAAUAUAUACAGUUUAUGGAGAAUCGAAUAUCGAGCCGUUUACAAUGACCACAUUAAAUGAAUUGAAAUAUAUGGAAUGUGUAAUAAAGGAGUCAUUGCGUCUAUAUCCACCAGUGCCACUAAUUGGACGUGAAAUUACCGAAGAUUUCCCUUACACUCACUCCAAUUUGGGUAAUGGCAUUAUCCCAGCUUCUACACAAGUCUUCAUUUCAAUUUACCAUACAAUGAGAGAUCCUAAGACUUACGACAAUUCUACAGAAUUUAUACCAGAUAGACACACAGAAUCGCCUGCCUCUAAUCCAUUUAGUUACAUACCAUUUAGUGCUGGUCCUCGAAAUUGUAUUGGCCAACGCUUUACAAUGUUGGAAAUGAAAAUUGUUCUUUGUAAGGUUCUUCGUGAGUACGAGUUGUUGCCUAUAGGUCAAGAUAUUAAACCUAUGCUUGGGAUGGUACUACGUUCGGAAACUGGUAUGCAACUAGGAAUAAAAAAACGUGUCUCUACUUAA